This is a messenger RNA of Abrus precatorius (Indian licorice), 1511 nucleotides long. RefSeq names its product probable protein phosphatase 2C 10. The transcript is spliced from 5 exons. Gene Ontology annotation, cellular component: cytosol; nucleus. The record is from RefSeq and is a predicted model, not a curated record. The coding region runs from base 329 to 1180 and encodes 283 amino acids. Gene Ontology annotation, molecular function: protein serine/threonine phosphatase activity. Gene Ontology annotation, biological process: protein dephosphorylation. Lineage: Eukaryota; Viridiplantae; Streptophyta; Magnoliopsida; Fabales; Fabaceae.
UAUAAUUUCCUGAUAUAAUAAAGAAUGGGAAGAAACAGUAAAGGGGAAGAAAAAGAGCAUGAACUAUCCAACCCAACAAGAUCAAGUUGAAUCAUUUGUCAUUUUUGAUUGGACCCGUAUCGUGACACUCAUUUAAUACCAAGUUUGCGUAUCCCUUGUUUUUGGCUUUUGCUUUAUGGGGUUUUGGGGUUGUUUUUUUUAUCACAGAGUUCAUGAUUCUGGACAAAGCCUGUGAUUUUGGGAAGUGGGUUUCUUUCACCUAAGUGGUUUAUGCUGAGAAUUAGUUGGAAAAGUAUUGUCGAACAGGUUGCUCAACCUUGUUUUUAUCAUGGAUAAAUUAUGCUGCUUUAAGUCUUCUUUCUCUCAGCUUGUAGCUGCACGUUCUUCAUCCAGCACUGGUAAGGGGAAAAAUCAUGAAGGGUCAAUAAAGUAUGGCUUCACCUUAGUGAAAGGAAGAGCUAAUCAUCCAAUGGAGGAUUACCAUGUUGCCAAGUUUAAGCAGAUACAGGAGAAAGAAUUGGGUUUAUUUGCUAUUUAUGACGGCCACCUGGGAGAUCGUGUGCCUGCGUACUUACAAAAACAUUUGAUUUCUAACAUUCUAAAGGAGGAAGAAUUUUGGGAUAACCCUGCUGCAUCUAUAUCAAAAGCAUAUCUGAGCACAGAUCAGGAAAUUCUUUCACAUAGUUUUGAUUUGGGGCAUGGUGGAUCAACAGCUGUAACUGCAAUAUUAAUCAACGGGCAAAGAUUAUGGAUAGCUAAUGUCGGAGAUUCACGGGCAGUUGUUUCAAGAAAAGGUCAAGCAGUGCAAAUGACUACAGAACAUGAACCCAACAGGGAACGAGGCAGCAUUGAGAAUAAAGGCGGUUUUGUCUCCUAUGUGCCAGGUGAUGUGCCAAGAGUAAAUGGGCAACUAGCUGUUUCUCGUGCAUUUGGAGACAAGAGCCUCAAGUCACAUUUGCGAUCAGACCCCGAUGUACAAAGUACUGAUGUAGAUGUUGAUAUUGAUAUUCUAAUCCUUGCAAGUGAUGGACUUUGGAAGGUAAUGCCUAAUCAAGAGGCAGUCGAUAUUGCUAGAAGGAUUAGAGACCCAUUGAAAGCAGCUAAGCAAUUAACAGCUGAAGCAUUAAAAAGAGACAGUAAAGAUGAUAUAUCUUGCGUUGUGGUCAGAUUUAGGUGUUGAUAUUUUUUAAACCAUGUUCCUUACUGAUUGCAGUUGAAAGCAACAAUAAGGAUAUGUCUCAAAAUGGCAUAGCAAUUUGUGGUCUACAACAAACAACUAUAGUACAUACUUGGAUUAGUUCUAACUGAAUUCAUUUAGGUAAUGUGUCAAAGAAAUAGAAAAGGAUUUGUGUCAACUUUUGAAAUUUGUUUGUAGACUAGAUUUUGUUUGAUUUGUUUCUUUUAAGUGUGACUGUUUGGAAUAUGUUGUUUGUUGUGUGGUUUUUAUUGUGCAUAAGACAAAAGGAAACUAAAUGUAGAUGGAGAAUAUAAGUAGUGGUUGGAGAAUUGUG